CGGCUGCCGCGGUUGCCUAGCAACCGCGGCCUCCUUCCACGCCGCUCGGGGUACCAAGAGCUGGAGGGCCCAGCAGUCUCUCCUAUCUGGAUGCAAAGAGCCUUAAAUUGCCAAGAUGGCAGGUACAUGGAUUUCUGCUUACCUGCCGCCGGACAUAGACCCCACCAAAGCUCCUGUUGCUUUUGGAGAGAGAGCCCUUCCCAAACUUAAUGAGGAACUACAGUCCCCUGAGCUGAUAACCAGACAGAGGGCACUUAUGGCUCUCUGUGAUCUAGUACAUGACCCUGAAUAUGUCUACCAAGCAAUAAACAUAGGAUUUCUGGAAAGCCUAAAAAAUUUGCUGCUGGAUGCGGAUGACACGGUCCGACACAAAACGACUGAAGUUCUUUUCAUCAUGUCCAAUUAUAAUGUGGGCAGAGAUGGCAUUUUAGAAAAUGGAGUAAUUCCUGUCCUGGCCCAGCUGAUAGAUGAUCCUCUUAACAUCGCCCGGAGAAACCUCCAUAACAUAUUUUGGAUGGUGGCACAGUUGCCUGCAGGAGCCAAGGGAAUAGUGGAAAACAGACUGAUUCCGGCACUAGUGAAAAAGUUGAGAAUUGAAAUGGAAGAAAUACAAGAACUGAUCCUGGAAACGCUCUACUCCUGCCUCCAAGUGAACACCUUCGAAGCCCUAGAGAGUGGGGCAGUGCCCAUUCUGAGAGACGCGCUCUACAGCAACUUGGAGACCAUCAGGAGCGGAGCCGCUCGGGCUAUGAUGGCUAUCAGUGUGCCUCUGGAAGGAAAAAAGCAAGUAUGCGACAAUAACGUUAUCCCAGUGUUGGUCCACCUCUUGAAAGACCAGAAUGCCGAAGUGCAAGCCAAUGCUGCAGGUGCACUGAUGAAUGUUACUGUCACUACUGAAGGAAAAUAUACCGCCCUUUCUGCGGGAGCCAUUUUUCACUUGCUGGAGCUGGUGAAUGCAGACUCCAGUAAGGUCCGCCUGAAUUCAAUCAAAGCCCUCACUAUGCUGGCUGAGGCUCCCGAGGGCCGCAAGAAGCUACUGGAGCACCUGAAGACAUUACAGGAGCGGGAGUUGGACCCCAACGAGGCCGUGAGCCGAGCGGCCAGAAUUGCCGUCAAAGUCAUCCAGUGGAGACCGUAAGACUAGAGCAACAUGAGAUAAUAAACCGCCUGCAAAAACUC
Molecule: messenger RNA, 1179 nt
Organism: Tachyglossus aculeatus (Australian echidna)
Lineage: Eukaryota; Metazoa; Chordata; Mammalia; Monotremata; Tachyglossidae
Gene: RSPH14
Product: radial spoke head 14 homolog
Exons: 7
Coding region: 116-1138 (340 amino acids)
Molecular function (GO): protein binding
Source: RefSeq, a predicted model, not a curated record